This is a messenger RNA of Panicum hallii, 1842 nucleotides long. RefSeq lists its product as uncharacterized. NCBI's taxonomy places the organism in Eukaryota, Viridiplantae, Streptophyta, Magnoliopsida, Poales, Poaceae. The record is from RefSeq and is a predicted model, not a curated record. Bases 1031 to 1609 code for a protein of 192 amino acids. The transcript has 3 exons.
AUGGUCACAUGUUCUGUACAAAAGGGUUAUGAAAUGCUCAAGGGGCUCCUACCCAUGUUGACAUGAGUGACCUGAAGGACUAAUAAGACUUAACAAACAAAGCACAGCUCAGGGAGUUUGUAAAACUAUGUCCACGCCCAGACUACAGCCUGACAGUGUAUCGUGGAACAGGAAUGCUGCACAUAUUUAUUCCACCGAGUUAGCAUAUUGCUUGCUAAUUUGGAUCAAAAUUGGAAUGAAAUGCAAAUUCUUCACUUGGUUGCUCCUUUGGUACAAAGAUUUCACAAUGGACAAACUGCUAACCCGUCAGCUUUGUUAUCACAGUUGAUCGUCAACUGUAACUCUUCAAAAUAUAUUUGGCACAUGAUGGCAGCUUGGUCAGGGAUGGAUUCUCUCGUGCCUCGUAAUUCCUCAGAAACUGGAGGCUCGGGCAUUUUGAAGGAAGUAACAUCCAGGCCCAUGAAUAGAAAUUCGAACCAUAUAUGUUUUGAACAUUUGAAAAGAAGAAAUUGGCGAAAAUGUUUUAGAGCAAUUAGCUUGGAUUUCAUGCAGGUGAUCCAGAUCAUUAAAUGGAACAUUGGCAUGCUAGGUACUUGUCAGUAGCGCAGUAGGAAGGAGAGGAAUUGAUGUAGGAAGUCUGCAUUGCUGGCUUUGCUCACUAUUGUUGGAAGCCGUCUAAAAGUUUUCUUCAUUUUUUUUCUUUCCGAAGUACUUGUUUUAGAUUUUCUUGAACUUGCACACUAGCGAUGUCGCCUCUAUAGUUUGACUCUCCUUGUUUAAUGAAUCGGCAGACGGGCAGAAGUUAGCCAAGGACCUGUGAACUGUCAAACGAUGCGAGAAUGCUGUGUUCUUGCAUCUGGGCAGAACAAUUCCUGUCAGAAACUGUUAAUUUUAGGAGUUGUUCCUUGAUAUCACCAGUCAUCACAAAGCUGCUUCCUAUGCAAUGUUGCCUGCUCCGGUGACCUGUUAGCUCGGCCCCCGUGCCUCGCCACCGCCUGCCUCCACUGGAAUUCAGAAGGGUACCCUCGUCAUGCCAUUGCUCAGUGCCUCUGUUUGUUCGUCAUCGUUCGGAGGAAAGACGACCCACGGCGUAGGAGUCCGCCGCCGGCGGGCGAGGCAGCAGCGCGGUGCGACGCCGCGAAGGGCAGCAUGUGUCUCGGCGCUUCGGCUCCGUCAACGGGUGGUGGCAGCAUUGGGGGCGGCACUCCGGCGUGCCCCGAUGUCCUCGCGCCUCCAUAGGCCUACGCUGAAGCAGCUAUCCUCGCUCUCCAGCUUUCCGUCCUCCCAUCCGCCGACGGCGAUGGCCACCGACGCCCCGGUGGGCAAGGAUACCAGAAGAGGGUGGCACAAGCUGGGAGACCGCGAUUCUCGCGACGGCGGCACGGUGGGCGGCGAGGAAGGGAGACCCAAAGAUGGGCCCGUCGAGCCGCCGGACCGGAGCAUAUGCACUCCAUCCGCUCGUUAUUUUCGAGCUCACCAUGGAGCACGGCCCGCUCACUAUCUCCGGCAUCUCGUAGUACCACGUCAAGAUCAACUGAAAGUUGUAAGGAGGCUGCUGCACAGACGACAAUAUUUGCAUGAUUAUGUUUCAAGGUGGAAUUGCUGGUGACUCUGAAGCUGCUUGCAGUGUUCCUUUUGCCUGUAGCCUCUUCUUUGUUUUGCUGGAUUUGUAACAUGGUAACUGAUUAGUUGCCCAGUUUUUAGCUGAUGAAAAUUCCUGUGAGGUCGAGCAAGGCAUCACCUGAGUCUUGUAACAAUUGUGCUCCUGUAGGCACGGCCCCUGACCCCUCAACUGUGAUGUACAAAUAAUUGUAUAUGUCCUUGGUUUCUAUGGUAACCCCG